AUGCCAAGACUCGGCUACGAGUCUCAGCUGUGCAAUUCCCUUAAAGACCUCAAAGCGGAGAAAGAAGUUACCGGCUGCUUUGGCUGCUUUAGCUGCUUUUUCAAGAAAAAAAAGAAAGAUGGGGAGGAAUUACCAGAUUAUGUACCGCCAUACCACAACGCAACAGACCCUAUCUGCCAGUGUGAGGAGUGCUUUUUAUUUAGGGAGCGAGAACGAAAUAGUCUCGGAAGGAAACUGGAAGACUGUUUCUUGGAAUUUUUGGAGUGGCUCGGAGAUGACGGUCUUGGUGACGGAUUUGCAAGGAAAUUCUUAAAAGAGUGCCAGCGGUAA
Molecule: messenger RNA, 330 nt
Organism: Cylicocyclus nassatus
Lineage: Eukaryota; Metazoa; Nematoda; Chromadorea; Rhabditida; Strongylidae
Source: the annotation of a GenBank genome assembly